GACCAGUGCACAGCUGAGGGAAGGCUUGCCCGUUGCUAGCCAAUUAGCCGCGUUAGCUGCGCCUGGCAGUCUUGACAGAAAUAGCUCUUUCUCUUCGCCCUUUCUGACACAAACGCCCGCGGGAGAUACGCUGCCAGUCAUGGAGAGGAUACAGCGCAUAUGGUCGUCUUUCGUAUCCCCCCGUAUCGUCAUCUUUUGUUUAGAUGUCAAUGUCAUAGUUUGUAGCUAGGACUGUCCAGUUAGCACAGCUAGCUUGUGUCUGUCCAGCGCAGGGCCGAGGCCGAGGCGAGAAAAGAAAAGGGAGGCCGUUGGCAUCCACCAAGCAAUCGCUCUGUAGGUGGACGGAGGAGGAGAGAGGACGAGAGUAGGACCUCAAGUUUUGGAUCGCAUCCUCUUUUCGCUGUUACCCUCAGAUGAGCCAUGUCGUCGCCCGGGUGCUGCCACCUACCUGGCUCUCUUUGUGAUUAUUCUGGGAACGCUGAAUCUGAUGCCUCCAAGGAUUCAGAGGAGUCUGACUCCACUACGCAGGCCCAGUACAUUGCCAAGGUUACGGCUAAAGAUGGCCGCCCACUCUCCACCGUUGUCAAAGCGGUUAGCUUGCAGAGUGAUGUGGGCAUGUGUCGGAUCUGUCAUGAGGGAGCUGGGGGGGAGACUCUGCUCUCGCCCUGCGACUGCACUGGUACACUUGGCAAAGUGCACAAGAGCUGCUUGGAGAAGUGGCUGUCCUCCUCCAACACCAGCUACUGUGAACUUUGCCACACAGAGUUCACUAUUGAACGGCGACCACAACCACUCACACAGUGGCUGAAGGACCCAGGCCCUCGCAGUGAGAAGCGCACGCUGCUGUGCGACAUGGCCUGCUUCCUUCUCAUCACGCCCCUGGCAGCUAUCUCUGGGUGGCUGUGUCUGAGGGGAGCCCAGGACCACUUGCAGCUGAAGAGCAGACUCGAGGCUGUUGGCCUCAUUGCCCUCACCAUCGCCCUCUUCACUAUCUACAUCCUCUGGACACUGGUGUCCUUUCGGUAUCACUGUCAGUUGUACUCAGAGUGGAGGAGGACCAAUCAGAAAGUGCGCCUGCUCAUGCCCGACAUGAAGGGAGCGCACACCACCCAACGCUCUGUGCCGACCAAGUCGACCAAGAAAAUGACUGAUGAGACGAUCGUAUGAGUGCAGAGCUUUGGCAAGAGGAAUAUUUAAAGUGAAGCGCUCUCUAAAAACAAAAUUAAUCAUAUUAAUGAACUUUUGCACUUCGUAUGGACCAUUCUGAGAGGAGAGAGAGCUACUUUCUUUUCUUUCUUUCUUUUUUUUUUUUUGUUGAAGCACUUGAUGUAAAUUCUUCGGUAUUGGCCAACCAUAAGAAGUGGUUACGGGAAGAACUCAUUCCGGAGUCAUUGUUGAUGAACGUUGUCACGGGACAGCCAGUGCUGGGAUGUGAACGACAGAACACAUGGACAAUGGACUGACCAGCCUGACUCAACGUCAGUGACACAAACUUAUGAAAUACUAAGACACAAGCUAAUGUAGCAGGAUAUAACUGAUUGAGCAUGCUACUACAGUAUAAUAGGAAACAUACUCACUACCUAUAAUUCCCCCGUCAUCCUUCACAAUGUAUUUAACUGUGUUUGAACAAUGGGUUGACAACAGCCCUGCGGAGGGUAAUAAUCUAAAAACACGAUUGACAAAGUCUUUCUGUGGAUACUUUUUUUUUUUUUUUUUUUUCUUCUCCUUCGAUAAGUAGAGGGUGACCGUUGCUCAUACCAGUGUCCUUGUCUAUAAUCUGAACCCUUUUUAAUCCUGGUAAAGCUUUGUCAUUGCUGUCUGAAGAGUGAAAAUCAAAUCACUUCUCUGUUUGGGCAGCAGCUGAGGAACCAUGUAUUUAUCACAGUUGUCCCGUAUACUAAAAUCAUCACUGGCCCAGACAACACUAACCGUUAAACGGGCGUGCAGUAAUGUACAUGGGUAAAGUAUUGAAGGUGGUCAAAAGUGUUUACAUUCUAUAAUUGGACGAUGUUUCUUCUGUUGUCAUAACAGUGCAUUAGCAAACAGCCCUGCUCCACUUGUAAAUGCACCAUUCAUCGACUGAGCUGCCUAGCAAUGACCAGUAGUAAUGUCUUACAUCACAAGAGAUGCAAUUUUAAAAAGAGGAGAUACAGUGUUCGGAGAUUACAGACUUAUGACCUAUGUGAAAAUACGGAUAUGUGACAGCAGGCUGGUGCUUGGUGAAGUAUAAAGAAAACUGUGUUUUGAGGUGUCAAUUGAUGUAUGCAGCACAUGCUAAACAAAGUAUUUUGUGUUAUGGUAGUCUUCCUGCUGCAUCUCCUGGAAAGUUGGGUUAUUGUGCAAUAAAAUAUGAGGGACUCCUGGA
This is a messenger RNA of Mugil cephalus (flathead mullet), 2365 nucleotides long. Its product is annotated as E3 ubiquitin-protein ligase MARCHF2-like. The record is from RefSeq and is a predicted model, not a curated record. NCBI's taxonomy places the organism in Eukaryota, Metazoa, Chordata, Actinopteri, Mugiliformes, Mugilidae. The transcript has 5 exons. Bases 421 to 1167 code for a protein of 248 amino acids. Gene Ontology annotation, molecular function: zinc ion binding; ubiquitin-protein transferase activity. Gene Ontology annotation, biological process: protein ubiquitination.